GUGACUGCUUUGCAUCCAUUUGUUAUGCAUCAACAGGGCGUGCCCCACUCUGUCCCAGCGCAUGUUACUCAAUCUCAUGUUGGACAUUUUCACUCAGUACCUGCAAUUUCAUCUCUUCAACAUUGGCAGAACCAACAGGCUGCAUCAGAGGGUUUGCAGGUGCCAACUCACAACCAAUAUCCUUCAUCUCAAACUGAUCAGAGCUUGUUGAGACCAGAUACUAAUUAUGACUAUGAAGUGUCUGUAAAUGGACAAGCUAUUCACCCAGACUAUUUAGAUGUUCAUGCGAGCCAAGGAAUGGAGCCUGAUACUGUGAUCACUGCAUCAGUUCCAGAAGGACAGGUUCUUGAGCAGGUUGAUAAAAGCUACCUGGUAGCCCCACAACCCCAACAGAGCUUGCAACAUAUUUCUUCCCAGUUUCGCGAGGCUCUAAGAAUAGAUUCUCUUUCACAGGAUAGUGAAACCAAGGAGAAGAUCAUUACCUCUUCGACUAAUCAUGGCUUGGAGGUUCAAGAGUUCAUUACAGAGCAAGCAAGUUCUGCAAAUACACAAUCAUCUGAAACACCAAUCACUCAUGUGAAUUUCAGUGAAACCACAAUGAACAAUGCCACUGGUGUGGUUUCAUCUGAAUCAUUUGUCUCGUCUGGGGAGAAAAAUGUACAUCCUGGUGGAAAGACUUCAGAGACAGCUCUUCUUGAUGAAAGAUCAUUGUUGGCUUGCAUUGUUCGCACAAUACCACCUGGAUCUGGUGGUAGAAUCAGGAUUAGCUCGACGCUUCCAAAUAGGCUUAGCAAAAUGCUUGCCCCUCUACAUUGGCAUGAUUACAAGAAAAAAUAUGGAAAGCUUGAUGAUUUUGUGGCUGGUCAUCCUGAAUUAUUCUUAAUUGAAGAGGACUAUAUACAACUUCGAGAGGGUGCACAAGAAAUCAUUGCGGCUACAGCUGCUGUUGCCAAAGUCGCAGCAGCAGCUAAAACAGCAUCUUCUCCUUAUUCAUCAUUGUUGCCAUCUGUUGCUGUUACUCCCAUGGCACAAUCUCACCGACUAAAGAGGGCCCCAUCCAUUGAUUCUUCCAGACCUGCAAGUGCCACUGAUAAUCAUUCGCAGCUCUCAGUGCAGAAUCAGCAUUCUAAUGGUGUUCAUCUAAAUGCUGGAGGUAUCUCAAAUAUUAAAAUUUUGAGCAAACCAAAAGAUCCUCUGGAACUGAAUGGCGCUGAAAGUAGGCCUGGCCAGUCAUCUGGACUUGUGGCAGUUGGAAAUGGAGCAAACCCUGAUAGGUCUGGUUUGGGCAAUUCUCUAAGCAAGGGGAGGUCUAGUGCGAAUUUUGUGGGAAAACUGCAGGGCAGGGCAACGGGGGUUGCAUCAACUUCUAGAAGAUAGGUACAAUUUGGACAUCUUCCCGAUCAAAUGAACGUUCAUCAAUGUGCACAGAUCUAGGGGAUGAUGAUAGCAUUUGAGGGAGAGUUUCUAGGUUGAAAUCUCUCGUAUCUUUUGCAUUUGAUAGAAUUAUCUGAUUGGAAUCCUUUAAUUGUCCCCCUCUCCUGCACCUCUCUUGUUUUCGUUUUGGAAGAACUGUUUAUUUUUACAUAUUUUUACUCAGAACUGUACAUCCAUCUGCCUGCUGUGAUAUUCAUAUCCACGAUUGCAUCUGUUAUCUGGCAGCUUGCAAAAGUAGUCUGGCAGCGUACUUUUUUGUCUGCGGAUUCUAAAUUAUUGGAAAAUAUUGUUUCCUGAAUUGGCUGAACUCUUCUUUUCAAUUAUUAAAUGUGUUUGUAUCGAUGCUGUCUGGAUAAA
Molecule: messenger RNA, 1791 nt
Organism: Camellia sinensis
Lineage: Eukaryota; Viridiplantae; Streptophyta; Magnoliopsida; Ericales; Theaceae
Source: RefSeq, a predicted model, not a curated record